Messenger RNA from Penaeus chinensis, 5521 nucleotides. Its product is annotated as fibroin heavy chain-like. Lineage: Eukaryota; Metazoa; Arthropoda; Malacostraca; Decapoda; Penaeidae. Gene Ontology annotation, cellular component: extracellular matrix. The record is from RefSeq and is a predicted model, not a curated record. The coding region runs from base 1 to 5139 and encodes 1712 amino acids. The transcript has 8 exons.
AUGGACGUACGUGAGCCGCAGCCAGAGGUCUCGCCAACCGGUCAAAAGAGACCAAGAAGGAAAUAUCCGCAUUGUCCAGAAAUGAUGGAGUUUAAUGUCUGUGUUUUCCUAACCGCAGUCACAAGAAUACGGCUGCUGCUGGUGGGCGUGUGCUUGGUGACGUGGGCGGCGUCUGUGCAAGCAAGGGCGCAGGGAUACCGGUAUUCGUCGCCUGAGGAUGACCGGUCGUUAGACAGUGACGAGGACUAUGACCAACCGAGUUAUGCCUUCAGAUAUGACGUUGAAGACGGCUACUCCGGUAAUUUCUUCGGCCACUACGAGACCCGCGAAGGAGACGAGACCGACGGCGUCUAUUACGUCCUCCUCCCCGACGGCCGCAGACAGAAGUACGAAGGUGACGCGGGAACCUACUUCAGCACCUUCAACCACGGGCACAGAGGACUCAGCGGAGGAAGAGGCAUUGGAGGAGGAGGCGCGGGUUCCUUUGGAGGGAAGAUUACUUCUGGAGGAGGAGGAGGACGAGGAGGAGGAGGAGCGGGUUUCACUUCCUCAGGAGGGGUUCACGUAGGAGGUGGUUUUGAGCGCGAAGGUGGAGAAGGAGAGGAACACGAGGGCGGAGAAGGUGGUGAGGGUGGAGAAGGCGAUGGACGAGCAGAAGUUGUCGGAAGCCAAACAGGACCUGCGGUUGGAAGUGGAGCGAGUGUUGCUGUUCAUCAUGUUGGAGGUGGAGCCGGAUUUGCUACUGGAGGUGGAGUAGGUGGAGCCGGAUUUGCUACUGGAGGUGGAGUAGGCGCAGGUGGAGCCGGAUUUGCUACUGGAGGUGGAGUAGGCGCAGGUGGAGCCGGAUUUGCUACUGGAGGUGGAGUAGGCGCAGGUGGAGCCGGAUUUACUACUGGAGGUGGAGUAGGCGCAGGUGGAGCCGGAUUUGCUACUGGAGGUGGAGUAGGUGGAGUUGGCACAGGUGGAGCCGGAUUUACUACUGGAGGUGGAGUAGGUGGAGCCGGAUUUUCUACUGGAGGUGGAGUAGGUGGAGCCGGAUUUGCUACUGGAGGUGGAGUAGGUGGAGUUGGCACAGGUGGAGCCGGAUUUGCUACAGGAGGUGGAGUAGGUGGAGCCGGAUUUACUACUGGAGGUGGAGUAGGUGGAGCCGGAUUUGCUACUGGAGGUGGAGUAGGUGGAGCCGGAUUUGCCACUGGAGGUGGAGUAGGUGGAGUUGGCACAGGUGGAGCCGGAUUUACUACUGGAGGUGGAGUAGGUGGAGCCGGAUUUGCUACUGGAGGUGGAGUAGGUGGAGUUGGCACAGGUGGAGCCGGAUUUGCUGCUCAUACAGCAGGAGGAGCUGGAUUUGCUACUGGAGGUGGAGUAGGUGGAGUUGGCGCUGGUGGAGCUGGCUUUGCCACUGGAGGUGGAGUUGGCACAGGUGGAGCCGGAUUUGCUACUGGAGGUGGAGUAGGUGGAGUUGGCGCUGGUGGAGCUGGCUUUGCCACUGGAGGUGGAGUUGGCGCUGGUGGAGCCGGAUUUGCUACUGGAGGUGGAGUAGGUGGAGCCGGAUUUGCUACUGGAGGUGGAGUAGGUGGAGCCGGAUUUGCCACUGGAGGUGGAAUAGGUGGAGCCGGAUUUGCUGCUCAAACAGCAGGUGGAGCUGGAUUUGCUACUGGAGGUGGAGUUGGCGCUGGUGGAGCUGGCUUUGCCACUGGAGGUGGAGUUGGCGCUGGUGGAGCUGGCUUUGCCACUGGAGGUGGAGUAGGUGGAGCCGGAUUCGCUACUGGAGGGGGAGUAGGUGGAGCCGGAUUUGCUACUGGAGGUGGAGUAGGUGGAGCCGGAUUUGCUACUGGAGGUGGAGUAGGUGGAGCCGGCUUUGCUACUGGAGGUGGAGUAGGUACAGGUGGAGCUGGAUUUGCUGCUCAAACUGCAGUUGGUGGAGCCGGUUUUUCUGCUGGAGGCGGAGUAGGUGGAGGGGUAGGUUUUCAACAGAUUGGAGGCGGUGCCGGAGGAACAAGUGUGACUGUACAUCACACUGGACCAGGUGGAGUUACACUUACUGGUCAACAAGCCGGUGGAGGUGGAGUAGGAGCAGCGGUUCACCAGACCGGGGUUGGACUUGGUGCCGGUGUAACUGUUCACCAGACAGGAGGUGGUGGUGGCUUUGGCAUUCAAACUGGAGGUGGAGCAGGCAUAGGUGGUACCGGGGUAACUGUUCACCAGUCUGGAGGUGGAGCUGGCUUUGGUGUUCAAACUGGAGGUGGAGUAGGUGGUGCUGGAGUUUCAGUUCAUCAUUCUGGAGGUGGUGCUGGGUUUGGUACUCAGACAGGUGGCGGAGGUGCCUUUGCUGCUCAACAAACAGGAGGCCUGGCUACUGCUGGCGUCCACCAGACAGGAGGAGCCCCUCUGUCCUUUGGUAGUGGCAGCACUGGUGGCAUUUCUGUUCAUCAUUCCGGUUCCCCGACUAGCAUUGGAGUCACCCCUGGCCCUGUGGCAAAUGCCUUGGUCUCUGGCCCUACCUUUGGCACAGGUAACCAGGUAUCAGUAGGUCAGACAGGUGCAGUUGGUGUUGCUACAGGUUUUGCAGGCACCCAGGGAACUGCAGCUUUUGGUGGAAGUGCUCAGGGAGGAGGCUUUGGCGGUGCCCAAGCUGGUCUUGUAGGUGCCCAAGGAGGGGUUGGAGGCUUUGCUGGUGGUGCCCAUGGAGGAAUCGGAUUUGGGGGUGGACGAGAGGCAGGAGUUGGAGUGACACAGGUCAGUAUUGGAGAUGGCCAUGGAGUUGGAUUUGGAGGUGCUACAGCAGCACCAGGACUCGCAGGUUCCCAAGGUGGAGCAGGAUUCAUAACUACACAAACUAGCGUUGCAGGCGCCCAGGGAUCAGGAUUUGGAACUACACAAGUCAGCAGUGGUUUUGGAGGGGGUGUUUCAGUGACUCCAUCUAUUGUAACUCCCACAGCAAGUCCUUUUGUAUCUACACCCAGUCCUAUUAGUCAUUCUGUGACUCCUGGUGUAACUCCCGCAAGCCCCUUUGUAUCUACCACAAGCUUUUCUGUAACUCCUCCAAGUUUCUCUCCCACAGCAAGUCCUCUGGUAUCUGGUGGAGGUAUUUCAGUGACACCCCACAGUGUAACUCCCACACCAUUCCCUCUGGGUCCUGGGGGAGAUAUUUCAGUGACACCUAGUAUAACUCCUAUAACUCCCACAGAAAGACCAUUUAUAUCCAGCACACCCUUUUCUGUGACAACUCCAAGUCCUCAAGUAACUGGAGGGGGCUUUUCCGUAACUUCCCCCAGUGUAACUCCUACAGCAAGUCCUUUUGUGUCCAGCACUAGCUUUUCCUUCACUCCUUCCAGUGUAACCCCCACAGCAAGUCCUUUGGCAUCUGGUGGAGAAGUCGGAGGAGUCAGCCAAGUUAGUUUUCACUCGGGAGCAGCAAGUGGUGGGUUCGAAAUCCCUGGAUUCAGUGCUGGCACCACAUCACAGGGCUCAUUUCCCUUCUCGAACAGAGUGGAUGAUGUGACCAUUCAAGCAGGAGGCAUUGGCAGUGGACAAGCAGGAUUUGCAGGUGAAGCAGGAGGUGGAUUUGGAGGAGAAUCAAUAGGAUUUGGUGGACAAGCAGCAGGAUUUGGAGGCCAGACAGGAGCAGGAUUUGGAGGCCAGGCAGGAGCAGGAUUUGGAGGCCAGGCAGGAGCAGGAUUUGGAGGCCAGGCAGGAGCAGGAUUUGGAGAACAAGCAGGAUUUGGAGGUCAGGCAGGAGCAGGAUUUGGAGGCCAGGCAGGAGCAGGAUUUGGAGGCCAGGCAGGAGCAGGAUUUGGAGAACAAGCAGGAUUUGGAGGCCAGGCAGGAGCAGGAUUUGGAGGCCAGGCAGGAGCAGGAUUUGGAGAACAAGCAGGAUUUGGAGGUCAGGCAGGAGCAGGAUUUGGAGAACAAGCAGGAUUUGGAGGUCAAGCGAUAGGAUUUGGAGGACAAGAAGUAGGAUUUGGAGGACAAGCAUUUGGAGGACAAGAAGUAGGAUUUGGGGGACAACCAGGAUUUGGAGGACAAGAAGUAGGAUUUGGGGGACAACCAGGAUUUGGAGGACAAGAAGGAUUUUCAGGUGGAGAAGUAAGUGCUGGAUUUGGAGGACAAGAAAUAGGAUUUGGUGAACAAGGAGGCUUUGCAGGUAAUCAAAUAGGUUUUGGAGGUGAUCAGGGAUUCACAAGUGGACCCAUAGCAAGCCCUUUGGUAUCUGAUCCUUCAUUCGGAAUUGGCCAGGCAGGACCAGGCUUUGACGUUGGUCCUGGACCCGGAUUUGGUGGACAAGAUACAGGGUUUGGAGGUGGCCAAGGAGGGUUUGUAGAAAAUCAAGUUUCCUUUGGAGGUGGUCCAGGAUUUAUUGGCAGCCAACCAGCUCUUGGUGCUGGAGUGAGCUUUGGCCCUGUAACACCUGGGCCUAUUUUUGAGGGUGGUCAAGCCGGACCAGGAUUUGGAGCAGGAUUCGGUGGUGCUCAAGCUGGAUUUAGGAAUGAUCAGGGAUUUGAAGUGGGUCCAGGAUUUGGAGGUGCUGGCCACACAGGCCCAGGAUUUGGCGGAGGCCCACCAGAAGUAAGCUUUGAUGGUGCUCUAGAAAUAAGCAUUGGAGGAGGCCAGGGAGGUGCAGGAUUUGCAGGUGGUCAAGCAGGGUUUGCGAACAACCAGAUAGCCCUUGGAGGUGGUCAAGGAUUUGCAGGGGGUCCCACAGCAAGUCCCUUAAUUGCCGACCCUUCAUUCGCCGCUAGCGGAGGCCAAGGGGCAGCUGCCGCAUUUAGUCAGUCUGCCGGUGGAUUGGGAACUCCUUUUGAUGGCCAGUUUGCAGGGCCUGGCGGAGGCUUCAGCUUUGGUUCUGGACCCGUUGCGAAUGCCUUGAUCUCAGCUCCAAUUCUCAGCUCAGAGCAGGUUGCAAGUCAAGGUUUUGUUGGCAACCAAAUAAGCGGUGCAGGCGUUGCUGCCAGAAGUAACUUAGCUGGCCCUACAGUGGAGUUCCAAAUCGGUCAACCCCUUGCAGCAGCAACCGUAAGAGGAGCACCCGCGACCUCGCAAGCCGGAAUUCUCUCGAGCUUAGUCAAUGCAAACAGACCAGCGCUUCAUCUGGUCCCUGCCCAGUCCAUUAUUCCGAUAGGUCCGCUAGCACAAGCUUAAUUGUCUGUUUACCUAUGAAUUCGGAUGAUUUGUCAAUAUGCCAGUGACAGCGCGAGUGUUCGUAAAUUUUACAACUUCUAUAAAUGCUUCGAGAAAGUUGAGAUUCUAAUGAACUAACUUGUGCUCCCGACCCAUUUUCCCAGGAGUACGCCAAGUUAUCAACAAAUGGAACAGUGGAACUUCAUCACUAAUAGCCAUGUACUUUUUCUUGAAGUACUGAACUGUAACUUGGUGUUACACAUUUACUGUAUGUAUUUAGUUAGAUUGUUGUUACCUCGUUAUUUUGUACAUAUGUGAGAGUUACUUUAUUUUGUUUACAUUUUUCUAGUUUUAUAAUUAAGAUUUUACAAAGGUUGCUUUUUAAAUAAAAGAAAGUAUUUUU